CUAUGUUCUCAACAAAUGAAGGCUAAGAUCGCAUCAAAGGCUUUACUGACGGUGGAGGAGGAUGUAGGACCCGGAGCAAAAGUCAGACGGAGUGUAGGAAAACCAGAGUUGAAAACUUUUGAUCCAUUCCUGUUGUUUGAUGAAUUCACAGACAAGUUAUCGGACGGAAUGCCAGAUCAUCCACACAGAGGAUUUGAGGCGGUCACCUAUGUUCUGAAAGGAGGUAUUGAAUAUGAGGAUUCCUGUGGUCACAAAGGGCUACUUCAUCCUGGGGACUUACAGUGGAUGACAGCUGGCCGGGGAAUUGUCCACUGUGAGAUGCCCCAUGGGGAGGAAGAGGUACAUGGACUACAGCUCUGGGUCAAUUUAGCUAAGAAAGAAAAAAUGGGGGAGCCAGCCCUUCAGGAACUGCUGGACAAGGACAUUCCAAGGACAUCCAAAGAUGGGGUCAAAGUCAAGGUCCUGGCUGGGGAAGCAUUUGGAAUAAAAUCUAAGGUAUACACUCACACCCCUACGAUGUAUCUGGACUUUAAGCUGGAUCCUGGAUCUAAACUGGAACAACCAAUUCCUGCUGGCUGGAGGUCUUUCUUGUACAUCCUGUCUGGCAAAGCCAAGUUUGGUCCAGCAGGAAGUCAGGAGGAGCAUGAGGCUCAUCACCUGGUGACCUUCGAGGACGAGGGAGGGGACAGUAUACGUGUAGAGAACUCUGGAGCAACGGAAUGUCAUUUAGUUAUGGUUGCUGGAGAACCAAUCAAAGAACCUGUUUAUCAGCAGGGACCUUUUGUUAUGAACUCGCUAGAAGAAACCCAGCAGGCAUAUCGUGACUUUCAGUCAGGAGGGAGUGGAUUUGAGAAGGCCUCAAAAUGGCAGUCCGAUUAUAUGAGGAAUCUCAAAUCAAACAUAAGUUGACUAAUGAUCUCACUUAGGAGGUGUGUUAAGAUAUGUCCUUCAGUGAACAGGAAGGAAUGAAGUGCUCAUUGAUACAUUUAGUCAAAUGACAACCAUGACAAUUUAAUACCUGACUCAUAUGUAUACUAAUUGUAUUAUCAAUUGGAGGAAAAACAUCAUUAGAUGUUUAUUUUCUAAUGAAGAACAUUAACUUCUCAGUUGUUAUUAUUGUAUUUUAGUAUUAAAAAUGCUUCAAUGUAAAAUGUUAUUGGUUUUGUAUGUUAGAAAGAGAAGUGCAGUAAAACUUCUCUAAUUCGACAAUCACUGGUUCCAAAGAAAUCUGUUAGAUUAUAAAACAUUCAGGAUUAGACAACAUUGUAAUAAUUAUUAAUAAUUUAAAUUUCUGAGAGGGACAUAAAGUUUAUAUCGUAUUAGGCAAGAUUCUGGAAUACACAACAUUUGGAUUACAAAAGUUUUACUGUACAAAUGUUAGAGCUGAAAAAUGUUAGUUUCUUGAUUGUGACAAUCAGCAAGCAAAUGGUUCUCAUGAGAAUUUUAUUUCUGAAAAUUUCCACGUAUACAUUUGAGGUGUGAAACUCAUGCAAGUUACAUUUUUUAUAAGUCAUAUUCUGAAGAGAGGGAAAGAGAAAGACACUAUUGUAUAUUUUACAUGCAUGAAUAGCAUUUUUAAAAUUAUAAUAUUGUUAAUAUUUUUUUUUACUUUACUUUCACUUGUUGAUUGUGUACGUAAUAAGAAUAAAAUUUGAGAACUC
Messenger RNA from Saccostrea cuccullata (small rock oyster), 1661 nucleotides. Its product is annotated as pirin-like. The record is from RefSeq and is a predicted model, not a curated record. The transcript is spliced from 8 exons. Gene Ontology annotation, cellular component: nucleus. The coding region runs from base 16 to 909 and encodes 297 amino acids. Gene Ontology annotation, biological process: monocyte differentiation. Lineage: Eukaryota; Metazoa; Mollusca; Bivalvia; Ostreida; Ostreidae. Gene Ontology annotation, molecular function: quercetin 2,3-dioxygenase activity.